Molecule: messenger RNA, 1389 nt
Organism: Peniophora sp. CBMAI 1063
Lineage: Eukaryota; Fungi; Basidiomycota; Agaricomycetes; Russulales; Peniophoraceae
Source: the annotation of a GenBank genome assembly
AUGGCUCUAUCCUCCUCACAAGAGCUGGCCCCGGAUCUCGACGAGAUGUUGCGUGCAGUGCCAUUUCCUCGGCGUUACCAAAGGGGAAAACAACACUCAAGGGCAUAUUUUGAGAACCUCGGUCGUGUUAGCGAUCUUGUGCACCAGCGGACAAUCCUAAACGCCCGAGGUAUCAUUGAUGCGCCAGGGUCUGCAAAUACCUCCCCUGAGAGUUUCAGCACAGAGCCUGUGUCUACAGUGUCUCCUACGCCUGUCGCCUCGCAGGACGACCCCUCCAUCUCCGCUACACCAAGCUUCUCAAUGCAGUCGCCAUUGCCCAGCGACAUUCCCACCACGACAACGUGGGCGACGCCCGACACACCUGCGACUAUCGCUCGUAGAAUAACGAAGGAGAAUAAGUCUAAGAAAGGAAAGAAGGCGACCUCGAGCGCGCCUGCAACCCCUUCGCUUCACUCGGUAGCCGCGGCUACUCGUGUUCGGUCUCAGCGCACCUCACUCGCACCCCCCAGCAUGCUCCGCGCAUCUGCUCAAUCGCAUUGCACGCUGUCCUCCCCGAUGUCCGAUCAUGCAUUGCUUGUGACCCAUACGCGUGAAGUCGAUGCUCGGGUUUUUGUAUCAUCAUGCAAGCAGGUAGCAGAUGCCUCGGACGUGAGCGGUACACAUGCUGAAUAUACGAUGCACGAUAUUUCCGCACGGGCAUCGCGAUACUCCGUGAGACAGCCGCGCGCGAGGAACGCCGCUGCGAGUAGCUCGUGCAGGACGGCGUCGCUGACAGUCGCGCUGGACACUCGCCAAUACUUCGAAGACAGCUUUGUCCCUGUGCAUGAUCACGCAACUCGGGAUACCCAGAGUCAGUGCGCGCCCUCCGCCAAGUUGCCUCGGUACCCUGUCACGUCGCCAACGAACGUCGGCAUGCACGAUCAAAGCUACAUCGUGCAGCCUGUUAGCGCUACCCAGGCCGGUGGCAGAUACCUCACCACUGCUUCAAGCCCUUCUUCGAGUUAUGCCUUCACCUUCCGCUCCUCAUCCGAUGUAUCGCGGAUGCCCAUGGAUUCUCCUCCAGCUCCCCUAGUCGCUCAACAGGAUGCUGGGGUGCUCAGCUUCUACACCGUUUCUUCUUCGACAUCCACCUCAGGCCCUUCUUCGAUACCUCGUACAAUUCCGUCGUCGUCGCAGUCAUAUGGCGCCGAACUCGUCAACUGGCCGCCUGCCGAGUUCACCGCCGGCGUGACAUCGCUCAAGCGCAGUCGCGACUAUGAUGCCGCGGAUGACCCCGUCGAUCGCAAGCGCGCGAGGCCCGGUGAACCUCUGAGCGAGUUCGAGAAGAAUCUGUUUAGCGAGAUGCUCGAAGAGCAGCACCGGCAAUCGAUGGACAUUUUGGCGGCAUGA